Monascus purpureus is the source of this 2108-nucleotide messenger RNA. NCBI's taxonomy places the organism in Eukaryota, Fungi, Ascomycota, Eurotiomycetes, Eurotiales, Aspergillaceae. The record is from the annotation of a GenBank genome assembly.
AUGGGCAACGAGGCCGAGCCCGGAGCGGCUCCGAAGCAUUUGCGAGAAAGGAUCCCUCACUGGCGUCUAUUGCUAGACCACGGCGUUCUUACAGACGAGAUCUUGAAUCAUGCCUAUUCCGGCUCGGGCACGGAAGAAGAUCCGUAUGCGGUGACUUGGAUUCCCAAUGACCCGCGGAAUCCCAUGCUAUGGCCCAAGUGGCAGAAAUGGACCUACACCUUGAUCAUGGCCGUGGCUACCAUGGCUGUUGCGCUCGUGUCUUCGGCCUACACUGGCGGCGUCAGGCAAUUCAUGGUGCAGUUUGACAUCGGCACUGAAGUAGCUACGUUAGGAGUUUCGCUGUUUGUUCUUGGAUUUGCAUUGGGUCCGUUGUUUUGGGCCCCCAUGAGCGAGUUAUGGGGCAGGCAGAUCUUGUACUGUGCGACCUUUUGCGGAUUCACCGUGUUCAAUGCCGCCUGCACCGGCUCCAAGAAUGCUGCGUCGCUCAUUAUCUUCCGCUUCUUCGCUGGCUCCUUCGGCUCUUCCCCCCUGACCAAUGCCGGCGGCGUCAUCGCGGACUUGUUCCCGGCCUCUGAGCGAGGCAUAGCCAUGAGUUUGUUCGCCGCUGCGCCCUCUCUGGGGCCCGUCUUGGGGCCCAUUAUCGGCGGGUUCUUGGGAAUGACCGAGGGGUGGAAGUGGCUGAUGGGCCUCCUGGCCAUCUUUUCCGGCUUUAUGUGGAUCGUGGGCAGUCUGGUCGUGCCGGAGACGUAUGCGCCUGUUCUUCUCCGACGGAGAGCUGCAGCCCUCUCCAAGGUCACUGGUAAGGUCUAUCGCAGCAAGAUAGACAUCGACAAGGGUGGCCAGGUCUCAGUAAGGAGGGCGUUCGCCGUUUCCCUCUAUCGGCCGUGGUUGCUACUUUUCGUGGAGCCCAUCGUGCUCAUCCUAUCCAUCUACCUAGCCAUCAUCUACGGUACCUUGUACAUGCUGUUCGCGGCUUUCCCGAUCGUCUACGAAGAGAAACGUGGCUGGAAUCAGGGCGUGGGUGGUCUCGCUUUCCUGGGUGUCCUGGUCGGCGAGGGAUUGGGUAUUCUCUGGUCCAUCUACACCAACAAGCAUUAUAUCAAGGUCCAGAAGAAACACAAUGGCUUCGCUCCACCCGAGGCUCGUCUACCGGUUACCAUCAUCGCUUCCGUCCUCCUCCCUGCGGGCCUGUUCUGGUUCGCCUGGACCAAUGCACCCUCCGUGCACUUCAUGGCCAGUAUCGCUGCCGGCGUCUUCUUCGGUGCAGGCCUCACCCUGUGUUUCCUGGGAAUCAUGAACUACCUCGUCGACGCAUACACCAUCUUCGCAGCCAGUGUGUUGGCGGCCAACUCAGUCCUCAGGUCCCUCUUCGGCAUGGCCUUUCCCCUCUUCACCACGUACAUGUAUCAGAAUCUCGGUAUCCACUGGGCAUCGUCUAUCCCAGCCUUCCUGGCACUGGCCUGUGUCCCGUUCCCGCUACUCUUCUACAAGUACGGACACCGCAUUCGCAAGUACUGCAAGUUCGCGUCUGAGUCGGACAAAUUCAUGCGUACGAUCAUCGAACAGACAAUGCAGGCGAGAAAUCAGCAGCAGGCUUCGAUUCCUCAGACCCGCGACAGCGGCGAAACUCAGGUUCAGAGCAACGCCGGCACACCGCCGGCACAGUACAAGGAAGAAGAACGCGGCCUGGAUACGGGGGAUGAGGAAAAGGCGAUCGGAUCUGCGACGCCGAAAUACCAUGCCCCUGAAUCCGGGUGAAUGCCAGCGAGGGGGAAACCCACGUAUGAUCGAUUCCUCCGAAUCAGCAUUACAACAACGCUCACGCCGAGGGUCGUUGGUUCUCUUUUCUUUCCUCCACCAUCCCUUAAUCAUAUCUUAAUAGGACAGGCUGUUUACUUUUUCGUGGCUUUCAUUUCUACGAUAACAAUGGACGAAUGGAUGGGCAUGCACUGAUACACCUAUGGCGUCUGUUGGUUUUCUUGCUUUUGGCAUGGCUAGAUUCCCUAUGGUUUCGGUUGAUUUCAGUUCUUUCUUCUUGUUGAUUCGUUUUGUGCGGUCAAAAAGAGCAUUUUGCCACUUAUCUUGGUUAUAUACAAUAUCGAAUCUCG